AUGAAGAACUUGGAGAAUCGAGGGAAGCAAGAGGGAAAGGAUACGGUCUGUAUCCUGUCAAAUUCCCAGCCCUCUCCGCCUCCACCACCCCAAGCGUGCCUGGCCAAGUCGGCAGCACCCUGCAGGAGCCCCCGGGCUUUGGGCUGGCAGGGGCCUCUGGGGCUGGCAGGGCCCUUUGCGUGGCCGCGCGGUGUGACGCCCGGCGCCCUCGCCCGAGACGCCCACCCAAGCGCGGGGAAGGCGGGGGGCAGAGACGCCUCGGCCCCUGGAAGCCCUCAGCCCCGAGGCGAGGUGCCGGCCGAGCACGGCCUGAGGCCCGGCCAACCGCCCCGCCGCCGCCGCCUCCCCCUCCCCGCACAGGAAGCGGCGGCGGGCGGCGCCGGCAAUUUCCGGGUCGCCGGCCGGAGCGCGGCGGGGCCCGGGCCGCCCCUUGAUAUGGAUGACGGGAAGGACGAAAAAAACAGGACGCUCUGUGCAACCUCACAAGGAGAGCUGAAAGUCCGAGGAAAAGAAAAAAGGAAACGAAAACGCAGUAGAAGCAGAUCAUCAUCCAUUUCAUCCACAUCGUCUUCUAGUGCUGCAUCCACUUCUUCCUCAUCACGCUCAUCAUCGAGGUCGUCUUCUUCAAGUAGCAGAGAUUCUCCUAAGUCUAAAUCAAAGAAAAAGAAAAAAGAAAAACACAACAAAAAGAAAAGGAAAAAAGAGAACAAAAUGAAGAAAAAGAAAGAAAAGAAGAAAAAGAGAGAGAAAACGGGACCUGUCCAGCUUUCCAAGUUCUUUAAAAACAAAAAGAAGAAUGAAAACUACAGCAUGAUAACUGGAAAGAAAAUUAAGAUGAAAAUAAAGAAGACUAAGAAGGAUAAAGAGAGAGACCGGAAUCGUGCAGAACUCCUUGAAUUUCUGAACUCUGCCUUAUAAUGGGAAGAGUGCUGACCAAGGACUUGUAAAUAUACCAAGCCAACUAUCAUCAUGCCUAGCAAAACACUAAAGGGAAACUCAGGGAAAAGGACACCAAGUUUGACAAGACCAGACUCUCCUGCUGAGAAGACAAUCGGGAUGUCCUUUUUUAAUGGCAAAAUGAAGAGUAACUGAUAACUUGUUAAUGAAGAUCCAUGUCCUCCUUUUGAGAUCCUAAGGUAAUAGCCAGGCUGUGGUGUUUUAGAAGAGCCUAUAAGAGAGUGUGUUGUUGACAAUGAUAAGAAAUGACACACUGAAGUCCAAUAAUGAAAUUUCUAUCCUAACUGCAUGCAGAACGCACUCUUGAUUUCAAAUGUCUUAAUGUUUCUAGUAGUUUAAGCAAAGCAGAGUAUUUGUAAAUGUCUAUUUGAAAGAUGAGGCGUUUCUAUAUGUAUAUUUUUUCCAGUAGUGGUUUUACUUGUCCUAAAGAGCAAGUUGACCUUUGUAAAUAGAACAUGCUUUUACAUAAAUGAUUUUUGACAUUCGCUAA
Aquila chrysaetos chrysaetos is the source of this 1447-nucleotide messenger RNA. RefSeq names its product ADP-ribosylation factor-like protein 6-interacting protein 4. Bases 1 to 918 code for a protein of 305 amino acids. Lineage: Eukaryota; Metazoa; Chordata; Aves; Accipitriformes; Accipitridae. The record is from RefSeq and is a predicted model, not a curated record. The transcript is spliced from 8 exons.